GUGGCGCUGUUAAUUUUUUUUUCUUUAAAAAAAAAGGUUAUAUGUUAUAACAAAGAGUUGUUUACAAUAUUUACCAUUUGUUUUUGCAUUAUAGAUAAUUGAAAAUAACAAAAAAAACUAUUUCAAUUCGUUAAUUGGUAAAUGUAGCCGUUUACGUGUUUAUGUAUACAUAAAAAAUGCUUAAUCAAAGUAAUCAAAAUAUCCAUGCUCCUCUUGACACUUAUGUGCAACCACUUUUAAGUCGAGUUUUAGAAACACAACGAUUUGGUGCUUUCAGACGUCAAAUAACAUUACAUGAUGUUAAAACAAAAGAUGGACUUAAAUCUGAUUGCAUUGAUUUAGUGGUGCCUUAUGCUGAUAUAAGUUUAAAAUGGACUUUACUUUUUGAUUCGGAAUUUCCUGAAUUAGGUCCGGAUUUCAUUUUCAAUGAUGAAUUUCUCUCUAAUCCAGAUGUAAAUACUUUAAUGGAUUAUGUUCCCAGUUUAUAUAAUUGGAAUUACUGCGAUAGUAAUUCAUUACUUCUUGUUUUAAAAGAACUCUUGACGUACUAUAAAAAGAAGCAGAUUGAAUUGAUAAAAUGUCGUUGUCCAGAGAAAUUAAUUUUCGAAUACGAACAAUUAAUACAACUCGUCAAGGAGGAAAAUGUUGAGGUUAUUAUUAAAUCGUCAGAAGUGAAAUUUUUCAUAAGACUUAAAAUUGAUUUCUCAAGAAUUCCUCAAAAAAAUAAAUAUCAUUCACAAAGUGAUGCGGUGAUGCUUUUGGUAACAUUUUCAGGAUCAGAUUAUUCAAAUAUUGUUCCAUCAUUAUUUCUGACAAAAACCAUUGAGAAUAUUCUUGGCAAUCAGGAAAAUCUCACAAUUCCUCCAUAUCCACCAAAUGAAUUAUUAAUUGUAUAUGUUCCCACUAUUGUAGCAUUUUUAAAGGAUAAAGUUGAAGCAUUAAUUUUAAAUUGCAAGAAGAAAUGUGAUUUUAUAGCAACAUUACUAACUGUUUUACGUGGAAGUAUGAUCGAGUAUGAUGCAUUGGAAUUUAAUCAAGCGACAUUUCUCGUUGAAAAAAAGGAUUUUCAUUUUUUUAUACACUUUCGUGUACCAUCAGGAUUUCCACGUGAACGACCGGAAAUUCUAAUGGAAAGCGCUUAUCAUAUGGAUCAAUCGGGUAAAAUGAUAACGCAAACAAUUGUUAAAUAUCCCUACAAUUCACAAGUUGAUUCAUUAACAAUGAUUCAAGCAAUAUUAACUCAUAUCGAAGAAAAAGAAGUUGAACCAUUUCAACAAAUGUGCACGCGAAAAAAUCGAUUUUAAUAUUAUCAGCUCGAUAAAUCUUAUUUUUUAUCAUUCUACCUCAAAUUUUUUUCUUCUAAGUUCUAUUUUUUCAUUUUUUUUAACACAUUCGUAAAGAGAGCACUCGCCUUGACGAAAGAAAAUAAAAAAAAAAAAUUGUUAACGACGAAAAAAGGAGAGAAAUAAAGUCAAUUGACUCAAAUGUAAGAUACAAUUAUAAUUUAUAAAUUUACAUUUACAAGGCUUAUAGUAUUAACUUUAGUUUAAUAUUAAAAUAAACUUACGCAGCAUAACACUAUAUUGGAUAUUCAAUGGCCCACACUUGACCCCCUUGCAUUGUCAAUCAACAAAAUACUUCUCUAAGAGGUAUACACAUGGGUAGAUUAAUAAUAAACAAUUAUUUCGUGCCUAUACUUAUUCAAAAAAUAAUAAUAAUAAUAAUAAUAAUAAUAAUUUUCCAAAAAAAAUAAUUUAACAAAUUGUCGUGGCAAGAAAAAAAAACCAAAAAAAAAUUGUUAUCCACAAAAAUACGCAUAUAUACUAUGUAAAAAAAAAGAAAAUGAAUAAGAGUUGAUUGACCCCGCGAGAUAUAUAUUUAUAUAUCUGAUUAACACUAAUAAAAGAUCUUUUCAAUAAGUGCCCUGCCUUUCGUACUUACAAGAGCUGGUCCUGUUUUCAUUUUUUUUUUUUCUUUUUCACAUACAACGUCCUAAAUAUUUUCAAAUUUGCAUUAUUUUAUUUUUAUUUUCUUUCUUCGUACUUAAGUAACGACUUAUCCGUAAUAUUUAAGUCCUGCUGCUGAUUGAUAAGAUAUUAAUUAUUAGAAAAUAAUAAAAUAAUAAUAAAAGUCGGUCUAUCGAUUUUUUUUUUUUUUUUUUUUUU
This is a messenger RNA of Leptopilina boulardi, 2165 nucleotides long. RefSeq names its product BRISC and BRCA1-A complex member 2-like. Bases 177 to 1304 code for a protein of 375 amino acids. Gene Ontology annotation, cellular component: BRCA1-A complex; BRISC complex. The record is from RefSeq and is a predicted model, not a curated record. Gene Ontology annotation, biological process: double-strand break repair. NCBI's taxonomy places the organism in Eukaryota, Metazoa, Arthropoda, Insecta, Hymenoptera, Figitidae. The transcript is spliced from 4 exons.